Messenger RNA from Leptopilina boulardi, 1523 nucleotides. RefSeq names its product CCA tRNA nucleotidyltransferase 1, mitochondrial. The coding region runs from base 213 to 1511 and encodes 432 amino acids. The transcript has 3 exons. NCBI's taxonomy places the organism in Eukaryota, Metazoa, Arthropoda, Insecta, Hymenoptera, Figitidae. Gene Ontology annotation, molecular function: nucleotidyltransferase activity; RNA binding. The record is from RefSeq and is a predicted model, not a curated record. Gene Ontology annotation, biological process: RNA processing.
GUUCAAUAAAAAGUGAAUAAAUAUUAUAUUUAUUAUUAAAAAAGACUAAUGAUUGAUAAUGCUGUUAACUGUAACAAUUGUUCGUUAUUCUAAAAAUAUAUUUAGUCAAUUUCCACUACGUGUAAGUGGUUAUUCUUCCACUUUUCUGACGUUUUAAAUAAUUGGAGAUUACAAAACGUUAUAAUUUACAAGAACGUUGGAGAAGAAGAAAAAUGGCAAAUGAUUCAUUUCCAAUUAGUAGAAGUGAUCCGGUGAUAAUGAAAUUGGAUACACCUGAAUUUCAUUCGAUUCUAACACCUGAGGUAAAUGCACUUGCGGAUUUAUUUAAAAAAUACAAUCACGAAAUAAGAGUGGCAGGUGGUGCGGUACGUGAUAUUUUAAUGGGUAAAACACCAACGGAUCUUGAUUUUGCGACAACUGCAACACCUGAAGAAAUGAAGAAUAUGUUUAUAAAAGAAAAUAUAAGAAUGGUAAAUUCAAAUGGCGAGAAACACGGCACAAUAACAUCAAGAAUUAAUGAUAAGGAAAACUUUGAAGUAACAACAUUACGAGUAGAUCUUGUAACUGAUGGACGACAUGCAGAAGUUCUUUUUACAAAAGAUUGGAAACUCGAUGCCAAUAGACGUGAUUUAACAAUAAAUUCCAUGUUCCUUGGAUUUGAUGGUACUGUUUAUGAUUAUUUUUAUGGUUACGAUGAUCUUAAAAUAAGAAAAAUUGCCUUUGUCGGAAAUCCCGUUAGUCGAAUUCAAGAAGAUUAUCUUCGAAUUUUAAGAUAUUUUCGAUUUUACGGAAGAAUUGCGGACAAUCCGGACAAUCAUGAUGAGAGUACAAUGAAGGCAAUAAAGGAGAAUACGAAUGGUUUAGAAAGAAUAUCAGGAGAGAGAAUUUGGAAUGAAUUGUCAAAAAUAUUAUCAGGCAAAUUUUAUCGUGAAUUAUUAUUAAAAAUGUUAGAAUGUGGCAUGGGUAAAUAUAUAGGUCUACCGGAAAAUGUGAAUAUUGAAAAUUUCAUAAAAAUAACAAAACGUGCGGAUGCUGAAAAUAUUCUUCUAAAACCAUCGACAUUACUUGCUUCAUUAUUAAAUAAUGAACAAGAAGUAAUUGAUUUACAUGGAAGAUUAAAAUUUUCUGCAUUUGAACGCGAUUUAGCAUUUUAUAUUGUCGAACAUAAGAACGAUAUUUUUACAGAUAAAUCAAUUAAAUCAUUUCAACUUUUUCUAAUCGUUAAUAAAGGUAAAGUUAAAGAUAAACGUGAAUAUAUUUUAGAAUUGUUUCGUUAUAAUGGACAAUUUCAUUUAAUUGAAGAAUUUGAAAAUUGGAAUAUUCCACAUUUUCCCGUUAAUGGAACAUUAAUUAGACCUUAUGUAAAAAAUGCAAAAUUAAUUGGUAAAGUAAUUACAUCAUUGCAAGAAAUUUGGGUUGAUAAUGAUUUUAAAUUAAAUCAAGAAGAAUUAAUGAAAUAUGUUCCUGGAAUUGUUUCUGAAUUCAAUGAUAUUCGAAUAGCAAAUAAAUAAAUUUUUCAACUA